This is a messenger RNA of Paramecium primaurelia, 2592 nucleotides long. The record is from the annotation of a GenBank genome assembly. Lineage: Eukaryota; Ciliophora; Oligohymenophorea; Peniculida; Parameciidae.
AUGAAUGUACCAAAUUAAUUUUGUGAAUUUACUGAUACUUGUAAGAGUUUUGGAAAUACUCCUAAGAUUUGUAAAUAGGGAUUUAAUAAAUAUAGCUGUUAGAAUGUAACAGAACAAAUAUGUUAAUUCAGCAAUAACUAAUGUUCAAUCUUAACUACAUACGAUUCAAGAAAAGAAUGUUCUAAAUUAUAAAGUGAACAAAAUUGCAAAGCUUCUCCAUUUCAUUGUUUUUGGCAAGGAACUGUGUGCGUUUUUAAAGAUAUAAGUUGUUAUAAAAAAUAAACUGAAAAUACUGAUUGUUAUAAUUUUGAGUAUCCUUGUGGUUUAACUAGUUGUACUCCAACUAAACCACUUUCCUGUGUGUAGAUAUAUAAUAGACUAGCAUGUCUAGAUUCUGAUUUCUUUUGUUAUUGGGAUAAUACAUCAGGAUGCUAAAAUUAUUAUUCUACAUAAACAAGUAUCAAUUGUGAAACGAUCACUUUAUAAAUAAAUAGAAAAGUUUGUCAAUAUUAUGCUUCUAGCAGUUGUGAAUAUAGAGAUUAUGUUUGCACUUCAAAUUUAUCAGAUAUUUUUUAUGAACUUAAUCCUAAUUAUAAGGUUGAAGCAACUUUAGUACCCAUUUAAUUAGAUUGUUCUGAAAAUUUGACAGAGUUUGAUUGCGUCACAAUGACAUAAUUAAAGUGUUAUUGGAAUACAACUUGCAAAUCUAUUGAAGGAGAAACAGUCUCAUGUAGUUCAAAAUUAAACCUCUUAGCUUGUUAAGAGAAAGAUUGCUUAUGGAGAUAAAGAAAAUGCAUUUAUAAAUAGGACUAUAUUUUUUAGCCAAAACCAUUUCUAGAUUAGUAAGUAACCGAAUGUACAACUCAAUACAUAUCUAAAGUUACUUGUUUAAAUAUAUCUGAUAUAUCAUGCACCUAUGAUGAAACUAUAAAUUAGUGCAAGAAUGUUACAUUUGAAGAUGUUAAAACUUGUUCAGAUUAUCAAUUGAUUAAUAAAAAAACAUGUUAAAUGAUUCCUACUAAGUCAUGUAUUUAUGAUUCAGAUUCCUAAGCAUGUAAGGAUUUUAAUGGGACUAUUACUGAUCUUGAAACUUUAUCAAAAACAGCUUGUUUGUCUCUCAUCUAAGCAGCAUAUUGGGAUAAUGGAUGUCAUUUAACUGAUAAUUUUUUAUGUGAUUAAGUUUUUGAAGUCACAUAAGCAACUUGCCAACUUGUUAAAUCAUCUUGUAUUUAUAAUCAAGAAUUAAAAAAAUGUACAUCUGAAUUCAAUGUUAAUUCUUUAUUUUGUGAUUCACCAGGAUUAAGUAAACAGGCGUGUACAUCAAUUAUAAGAGAACCUUGUAUUUUUGUUGAAGGCUAAUGUAAAAUAUUACCUUCUAAUUAUACUUGUGAAUAGGCUAGAAAUGUGAAUGAAUUAGGAUGUGCAUCAUUAGAAGAUUCCUGUUCCUAUGAUAUUCUAAAUAAAAAAUGCAAGACAGUAACUAAUUCACAAGUAUGCUAAAUUCCUGGACUCUCAAAAUCUGCUUGUUUAUUAAAUUCAUCAUGUAUUUUUAAUUCAGAUUUUAUGAAAUGUUAAUGCAAUAUAGUUGCAACAUAAAGCAUUUGUGCAAAUAAGGAUUAAAUUAAAUGUGGUGAAUAAUAAUUAUGCAUGUUUGAUAAUAAAUAUAAUUCUUGCAGAAGAGUACGUUGUGAAGAUUUAGGUUAAAUUGAGUGUAAAAAUUCUAGACUAAAUAUGGUUUGCUUUUUAAAUAAUGGUGUUUGUCAAAGUGCAAGUAAAUGUGAAGAUAUUGUUAAUGUUGACCAUUCAAUAUGUAGUUCAAUUACAUUUGAAUCUGGAGAAAAAUGUAUUGGAAUUAAUUCUAGAUGUUUGAAUGAAAGAAACUAUGAACUUUAUUGUCAAUUAUCAGAUUGCUCAAGCAAAUUUUGUAAGAAAUCUAAUAUUUGUGAAGCAAUCAAAUGUUCUGAUUUGACUAAUUGUACUUUAUUAGGAAAUAAAUGUGUAAAGUCAGGGGAUCAAUGUGUAGAUAAUAUUAGUUGUUAAUUAUUAAGCUCAUCUUAAUGUAUUCAAAUUCAACUAUAUAAUACAUAAAAAUGUUUAAUUCAAUAAUAGAAUAUUUAUCAGGAUGAAUUGAUUUGUACAUCUUAAGUUUGUGCAUUAUAUGGAUCUUCUAAUCUUUGUAAUGGAAAUUAGUUCAAUAAUUUUACUUGCUUAUUGAAAGAUUCUUAAUGUUUACCAUGUGAAUUUAUUCAAGAUCCAUGUACAUGUUCCUAAGCAAAAAAUAUUUGUCAAUGGGGAAAAGAUAGUUGCAUAUCAAUAUCAUGUUCAUCCUUUUCUACGGCAGAAAGUUGUAAUGAAAUAACAAGAUGUUCAUGGAGUUCCUUUUACAAUAGUUGCUAAUUACAUUGCAAUUUAAUUAUUUCUUAAGAAGAUUGCAACAUUAGAUAAGAUGAAUGUUACUAUGAUUUAGCAAAUAAUGUUUGCCAAGUGGGAUCUUAUAACUCUCCUGAUUUAAGCGUUAAUAUUAAUAUAUCGACGAUAUAUGAAUUAAUAAUUGCAGUAGCUAAUUUGAUAUUGAUAUUAUAUUUUAUUUGA